GGUGUGUUGGUGACCGGUUUUUUAUGUUUAUGCUGUGCACCUGCAUUUCUAGAUUUGGGGAAAAGAGCAUACAAAAUGCAACUGCUUUAGGACGAAAGAUACCAUUCCGGGUCCUGCCUUUGGUAUGGAAAGAUCGCUUUAGUCUUGACAAGAAGUGUGUUAUAAGAAUUGGGACUUGGUACGUUUUAUUCGGUUGAAAAGAUCGUCAAACGAAAGUGAAGAGACUUUGGGAUUUUUCGGACUUGGUGAUAUUCAGUGUUAUCGUUUAGCGAACAGUUGCAUAACAAAAGUGACAAGUGAUGGCAACUGCAGUUAGAAGCAUGUCCCUAGGACAGAGUAUGUACAUUCCAAAUGGAUCGUCGUUGAUUCAGCCGGCUUCGGUUAAUCCUUUCCGGAAGCGGCCGAUUGCUCCUGCUCCAGUUCCGAGUGUUGGAUUACCUUCGAUGCCGAUCAAGGAUCGUCCGAUCAUUUCUAAGAAAUACUGUGCUUUGCCAUAUGCAGUAACUCCGCAACAAUCGGCCUCGAUCCAACGUCGUAAUGCUCGGGAAAGAAAUCGUGUCAAGCAAGUAAACAACGGAUUCGCACAUCUUCGCCAGCAUAUCCCUUCGGCCGUGAUAACUUCGUUGACAAAUGGAGGUCGGGGACCACACAAAAAACUUAGCAAAGUCGAUACGCUCCGUGUGGCUGUAGAAUAUAUCCGCAGCCUUCAGCGCAUGCUGGAUGAAGAUAUGGAGAACAGUGGUAAAGUGAGCACUAAAAGUGACAUUCAAGCGCUUUCCCCGGUAUCCUAUUAUGGUUCUAUGUCCGAGGCGUCAACUUCGUCUUCACCUGCGCCGUCUCAAAUGUCCGAGUACUCCAGCUAUAGCAGUCCUACCGAGCUCGGACAAUUCAAGAGGGAACCGUACGACGUGUACUCAAAUCCUUCUCCAAUUUCUUCUACCAAUACUCCGAUUACUCCAACAACGGUUUUGCCCAGCAUGACCACGUUCAGCACUCCGACCUUCACACAACCGAUCCACCAAAUCUACAGGACUCAUCUAACUCAGCAGCCACCGGUGGCGGAUUUCUCUGAACAACUUAGUCCCCAGAAUACCGACGACGAGGAGCUCCUGGAUGCCAUUUCUUGGUGGCAACAACAGGAAUGAUCGCCACAAACAACCUACUUUCGGAAUAAAAGACUGAAAGAUCGAGUCCGAUCUUCCUUAGAGUGGAUAUCGCUCAAACCAAAAAACGAAAAAAUAAUGUGGAUCGAACGUUAAGCUGUAAAUCUGUAACCCAUCGCCAGUUCAAAUGAUCUCGUUUACUUAUUUAGAGUAGUACGCGGAACAAAUUAGAAACUGUCCAAUCAGGUCAAGUAGUGAAGGAGCUCAAGCUGAGCUCCCAGCUAGUUAGACGUAAUUUCCCAGUGUGUGUCAAACUACAGAUAGAGUUAAAAAUGUUCUUGCAAGUAGAAUUAAAAUAAGCUCGAAAAGUUUUAGGCUAAUUGCUUCGAUUAGAAAUGCUGAAGUGCUGAUAGAUGUACAAAGCGUUCACUGUCGCGCUGAUGGUGAACGUGCUGAAUUUAUAGAAACUUGUUUUUGUUUUAAUGUACUUGUUUUUGAUCUUUUUUAAAAAAGUCUAGU
Molecule: messenger RNA, 1622 nt
Organism: Uranotaenia lowii
Lineage: Eukaryota; Metazoa; Arthropoda; Insecta; Diptera; Culicidae
Product: achaete-scute complex protein T4-like
Exons: 2
Coding region: 300-1145 (281 amino acids)
Biological process (GO): regulation of transcription by RNA polymerase II
Cellular component (GO): RNA polymerase II transcription regulator complex
Molecular function (GO): protein dimerization activity; DNA-binding transcription factor activity, RNA polymerase II-specific; RNA polymerase II transcription regulatory region sequence-specific DNA binding
Source: RefSeq, a predicted model, not a curated record